Molecule: messenger RNA, 426 nt
Organism: Puccinia graminis f. sp. tritici CRL 75-36-700-3
Lineage: Eukaryota; Fungi; Basidiomycota; Pucciniomycetes; Pucciniales; Pucciniaceae
Exons: 3
Coding region: 1-426 (141 amino acids)
Source: RefSeq, a predicted model, not a curated record
AUGCCAAGCUUGGGGCUUCUUGCGCAGGCAUAUUACUACCAUAGCAGUAGCAUCCUCCAUCACAAAGCCCCACCCGCUCGUUGGGAACAACGUCGGAAGGGUCUGAUUCGACGUGAUCGCCAGCCUGACAACGAAACCGAGAUUGUGAAAAUAAAGUCAAAUGUGCUACAUAGGAAGCCCGCCGCGCAGGUAGCGAACGCUCAACAACAGCCACAUCGGCACACAAAUAAGUUGUGGAGUAUACGGACGCCCCCAAGAAGGAGUGUCAGGAAGGGAACGUUGGAUGUGGUGUUACCAUGUCAGGUAUGUUGUAGCGGUUGCAAGAGUCCACGGACACCAGAACCUCUCGUGAAGAGCCGGAAGCAUUACAAUAUCCAGCGUCACCAUCGAGAAUUCAUAGCGACGGGCUUUUCAGUCACAAACUGA